Calidris pugnax (ruff) is the source of this 1486-nucleotide messenger RNA. RefSeq names its product protein SCO1 homolog, mitochondrial (gene SCO1). The record is from RefSeq and is a predicted model, not a curated record. Gene Ontology annotation, biological process: mitochondrial respiratory chain complex IV assembly. Bases 107 to 673 code for a protein of 188 amino acids. The transcript has 6 exons. Lineage: Eukaryota; Metazoa; Chordata; Aves; Charadriiformes; Scolopacidae.
GCUGCCGCCGUCGGGCAGCGGCCCACGGACGGGUGCGGAGAGGAGGCUGGUGUCGUGGCGGUCGCUGGCGGCCACCUUCGUGCUGUGCGGGGCGCUGCUGGCCGCCAUGAAGAAGGUGAAGCGGCAGAAGGAGGAGGAGCUGGAGAAGGAACGGAACCGAGGCAUUGGGAAACCGCUGCUAGGAGGGCCCUUCUCACUCGUUAGCCACGAGGGACAGCCCAGAACCAACAAGGACUACAUUGGCCAGUGGGUGCUGAUCUACUUCGGCUUCACACACUGCCCGGACAUCUGUCCUGAUGAACUGGAGAAAAUGAUUGAAGUGGUAGAUGAAAUUGAUAGAAUUCCAUCUUUGCCUAACCUGACCCCACUCUUCAUCACCAUUGAUCCUGAGAGGGACAACGAAGAAGCCAUUGCCAGAUAUGUUAAAGAAUUUUCUCCGAAGCUGAUCGGAUUGACUGGUACCAAGGCACAGAUUGACCAAGUGGCCAAAGCUUACCGUGUGUAUUACAGCGAAGGUCCCAAAGAUGAAGACAGUGAUUACAUAGUGGAUCACACGAUAAUAAUGUACCUCCUUGGGCCAGAUGGCGACUUUGUGGACUAUUAUGGCCAGAAUAAGAGGAGCACUGAGAUUUCUGCUUCUAUUGCUGCACACAUGAGAAAAUACAGAUCCUAAAAUGCAAGGUCCUCAAAGAUUGAUGUGAACAUCACCUGUAGGUUGGCUACAGUUAAAGCAGAAGCAUAUGAGUGCAACCUCCUGUCACCACAUGCCUCCUUUCUUCCAAAUAGGAAGGGCAGCCAUACUUCUGCAAAAUCCUGUUAUCAAAAAUCUCUACAGAGCCUUCACUAUUAUUUGCAGCAAGAUCUAGGCUACAGAAUGAAAUUUGGGACUUCUCUGAAACAUAGUUGGAGCAAAAAAUGGAAAACACUUCUUGUUUGGAAAGACCAUGUGUAUCAGUAGUAAAAUUAAUUGGUAUAUGUUGGCAAGACAUCAGGACAGUUAAUGCAGAAGGAUGAUUACUUGAUGAAAAGCCAUAUGGGCCAUGCAUUCUUGGAGGACCCCUGCCUUCUUUUUUUCUGCACUGUUUUGCCUUCUGGGAGAGACAGUUACAGUAUUAAAAGCAGCAGAGCCUUAAGAGUAGUUCUUUGUCAAGGUUAAGAACGUGAAGAGCACUGAAAGCAUCAACAGCUUCCACACAUGGGACCAGCCCUGUACUGUGCCUGAUCUCUUCUUCAUUUAAGUACAGAAAUGUUUUUUCUGAGUGAUUUUUCCUGGUGAAUGCUGUUAACUUACAAGGUAAUGAUUAAUAGGUGGCAAAUAGGUUAUUCUUCUGGUCUAAAUGGUUUUAUGUAUAGUUGGCCUGAUUGUGCUACAGUGAACAGUGAUGUGGGGAGGAUGAAAGGGGUCUGUGUCCAUGCAUAGGGUUGUCAGUCAGAUAAAUUUUAUGCAGUGCAGCAUUUGAAAAUAAAGAUUGCUUUGUAUAAGUAA